ACAAUGUCAUCCGGUCAUUGUUUAUGUCUGAAUUAUGUUUGAAUGUCAACCUACCUCAUUAUCAUUAUCAUCAUCCAGAGAAAAAAAACAUUGAAAAUUAAAGACUUUUUAACAAAAAAAUAAACAAAUAUGGAACUCAAGGUUUGGUGUGAUGGAAUCCAACGUAUUGUUUGUGGUGCAACAUCUGCAACAACAUGUCAAGAUGUUGUAUUUGCAUUAGCACAUGCAACUGGACAAACUGGACGUUUUAUUUUAAUUGAAAAAUGGAAUAAUAAUGAACGUAUUCUAGCACCUACGGAUUAUCCAAUUCAAUCCAUUUCGAAAUGGGGUGAAUAUUCAAAUGAUGUUAUAUUUGUAUUAAAAAAAUCGGGUGAUUUAUCACCUGGUUCCUCCACCAAUACUAACAACCAUCAUCAUAAUAAUAAUCGUCAUCAUCAUCAUCAUCCGACAAUCAAUCGACAACCAACACCAAAAUUAUCAAAAAAAUCUGAAUCAGAUUUAUUUAAAAAUCGUAAACGUUCGAUAAAUCUGGAAAAUGGCCAUCAUCAUCAAACAACAAAAUCAAUGUCAACAUUGGAAAAUCAAUCAUCACAACAACAACAACAACAAUUAUUUCAAAAUGUUAUCAAUAAUCAACCAAAUUAUCAUCAUUUGGAAGAUAAAGAAGAAGAAAAAUUGGAAAAAUCCAUAUCUAGUCAUCAUCAGAAUAAUGAAUAUUUAUCAUUGACCAGAGAUAACAGAAAUACGAAUCAUCAUCAUCAUUCACAUCAACGACGUCCAUCUUACCAUAAUCAUCAACAGCAACAAAGAUUAUCAUCACAUAAUCAAAUGGAAUCAUUAUAUGGAACAUUAUCAAGAACGAUUAAUAAUCGUCCAAGAAAACCACCACCAUAUCAAGAAGCGAUUGCAAAAAGUUCAUUAAUGAAUCAUGGUGUUAUUAUGUUUCAACAACAACCACCAGAGAAUGGUCAUCAUCAACAAUUAUCAUCUGAUGAUCAUCAUCACAAUUCUAUCACAACAACAACAACAAAAAAUUCUAGUCAACAACAACAACCAUCGAUUAGUUUGGUUCGUAUACAUUCGAAACGUCCAAAUGAAAUGAAACAAAAUGACCAUAUUGUUGUUGAUCAUGGUGAUAAUCAUGAAGAUGAUGAAUUAGAUGAAUUAAAAACCAAAUGGAUGGAACAAGAAUUACUUAUUAAACAAUUAGAAUCCGAACAAAUGGAACAAGAAUUAGAACAUCUGAUUCAAGAUGGUCAUCAUUAUUCAGCGGAAAUCAAUGAAAUUAAAAUCAAAUUAGCUGAUUGUGAAAAUGAAAUUAGUCGUCGUCGUGAUGAAAUUUUAAAAUUAAUGAAUAAAAUUGAUAAUCAAUUUCAGAAUCAAAAAUAUUCGGAUGAUAAUCAGCAUUCCAACACAAUGAUUGAACGACUGAAAUUAUCUGUACAGGAAAAAAAUGAUAAAAUUCAUAAUCAGCAAACUGACUUGACAGUUAUGAAUGAAUCCUUAAAACAUUUUGAUCAAACAUUACAGAUGAAAAACAGAAUUGUCGAUGAUUUAAUUGAACAAAUUAAAGAAGCAAAUGUUGAAGGUUUAGAGCUGCAAAAUCGUGUUGGACUUACCACGACAUCAAUGAUAUCAUUUCAAGAUGGCCAUGAAGAACAACAACAACAAAUCAAUGAUAAUGGUUCCAACAACAUUAUCCGAGAUAAUAAUCAAACGGUAAAAUCGCCACCACCAUCAUCAUCAUCGUUAUUAUCAUCGGCGACUAAUCGAAAAAUUCCUGUAUCAUUACAUGAAUUAGGAAAUACUGUACCAACUAAACGUAAUCCAGAUGGUAUUUGGGUUUAAA
Molecule: messenger RNA, 1849 nt
Organism: Dermatophagoides pteronyssinus (European house dust mite)
Lineage: Eukaryota; Metazoa; Arthropoda; Arachnida; Sarcoptiformes; Pyroglyphidae
Biological process (GO): signal transduction
Source: RefSeq, a predicted model, not a curated record